Molecule: messenger RNA, 1341 nt
Organism: Cajanus cajan (pigeon pea)
Lineage: Eukaryota; Viridiplantae; Streptophyta; Magnoliopsida; Fabales; Fabaceae
Source: RefSeq, a predicted model, not a curated record
AUGGAUCGAAAAUGGAUGUUUGUUAGUCGAUUGUCAAAAGAAUAUGAAGAUGGGGUGAAAGAGUUUCGUAGAUUUGCAGUUGAGCAUGCAAAAGAUCCUAGUAGAAUUAUUUGCCCUUGCUUGAAGUGUUGUCAUUCAAAGGUGGUUAAUGCGGAUGUGUUGGAAGAACAUUUAGUAUGUAAUGGAAUUGAUAAAAGUUAUUCAUGUUGGACAAAACAUGGUGAAACUAGAAACAUGGAUGUUGACCAUGAUUUACAAGAUAGUGUUAAUUAUGCACCAAGCGAGCCCGACACAACAUAUGAGUUUGACCAAGUUGAAGAGAUUGUAAAUGUUGUUGAAGAGGAUCUUCGUGAUUGUCCUGAGAUGUUUGACAGAUUGGCAAGUGAUGCAAAUACACCAUUAUAUGAUGGUUGUACUAAGUUCACAAGACUGUCAGCAGUGUUAAAGCUACUCAAAUUAAAAGCAGGGAAUGGAUGGUCUUAUAAGAGUUUCACAGAAUUACUCACCCUUUUAAAAGAUAUGUUGCCAAAAGAUAAUGUACUUCCUAAUCGGAUGUACGAGGCUAAAAAAAUGUUAAGCUCCAUUGGCAUGACCUAUGAGAAGAUGCAUGCUUGUCCUAAUGAUUGCAUUCUUUUUCGAAAUGAAUACGCAUCACUAGAUAAAUUUCCUAAAUAUUCUCCUCAAUGGGCAAAAUUUGACCAUGAUUACCCUAAUUUUGGUGAAGAACCAAGAAACCUACGCCUUGCAUUGUCUACUGAUGGAAUAAAUCCGCAUGGGAACGACAUAGAUAUAUACUUGGCUCCUUUGAUCGAAGACUUAAAGUAUAUGUGGAAUGAAGGUGUAGAGGUGUAUGAUGGGUAUAAGGAAGAAAAUUUUAAACUAAGGGCAAUGUUGUUUGGAACUAUUAAUGAUUUUCCAGCAUACGGUAAUUUAUCAGGAUAUAGUAUCAAAGGAAAGUGUCCAUGCCCUAUAUGUGGGAGUAAUACAAAUUGGAUGUGGCUAGAGCAUGGUAAGAAAAAUGUAUUUCUUGGCCACCGUAGAUUUUUACCUUCAAAACAUCGUUAUCGAGGGUGGAGAAAAGCGUUUAAUGGGAGAUUAGAAGAAGGUAGAGCCCCUGAAUUGUUGUAUGGUGAUAAAGUUUUUGAAAAGGUUAAGGAUAUAACCAAUAAAUUUGGUAAACCUUUUGCGGCAAAUCUAGUAACUAGUGGAUGGAAGAAAAGUGUGAUUGGUACACUACUGAAUGUGCCAGGAAAGUCUAAGGAUGGCAUCAAUUCCAGGUUAGACUUACUCAAUAUGGGAAUUAGAAUAGAAUUAGGACCAAUAAAGAAAGGUAAACUCUAA